AAAAUAUAUGGUGUACUGCUGAGAACUACCGUGCAUCACAUUUAAAGUAUCUAAUGUAGAAAAAAACAUGCGACGGUACCUGGUAAUUCCUGAAAUUUAGGAAAUAGCCAAGUUGUUUUCAGCUAUUAAUAUGGCAUCUAGGAUCAUUGUUAGAAAUCUGCCUAAAGAUGUAAGAAAAACGAUAUUACUUUCUUAUUUUUCUUUGAGUCUGCUGUAUUUGAAAGACAAUGCGGAGAUACGUUUUCGAUAAUCCCUAAUUUUUCAGAUUUUCAUUCCUGGAGGCUGGAGUUGGUUGACUACUCUUAUACUCACUCAAACACCAUUUAUUUAAAUAUAUAACACUCGAGUCUAAAGAUAAGCUAGACUAAUAAAGAACAACUGAGGUUUUUUUUUCUAAAAAGUAACUGUUUGUCGAUCAAGGCUUCCAUAUUUAUAUAAUUCAUAUAAUUUAUUAUAAUGAAAUGUGAGCCAUCCAUUUUGAUCACACUUCAGUAGUGACUAGUAUUAUUAAGUACUGCUAAUGAAAAUCCGUAAAUUGGGCAUUGUGAUUUCCUGAAUCCACUUUCAUUUUAUUAAUCAUGAUAUGGCUCCAUAAUAUGGACGUACAACAAUACCUUGUUUUAAAAUUUGUUAUAGGACAGGCCUAAUAAGUAAUAGUCUAAUAGUGUAACUUCUUUUCUAAAUUAAAUGAAUUACCAUUGGCCUUGGCUUGGCUACUAUUUUGAAAAUAUAUUUAUGGUUGUUUUUAGAUAACAAAAGAUAAGCUUGUACAGCACAUUCAGAAGAACUGCCCAACAACUGUGGUGACUGACUGUAACCUAAAAUACACGUCAGAUGGCGUUUUUAGAAAAUUCGGAUUUGUUGGAUUUGAUGCUCCAGAGCAAGCAACCCUUGUUCAAAAGAAACUUAAUGGCACAUUUAUUAGAACAACCAAAAUUCAGGUAACUGUACCACAACACAAUUUUAGUGCCCCUAAUGUCCCAUUAUUUUUAUAAAAUUUAAAGUUUAAUAUUUACUAAUGUGACAAAAUAUUGAAUGAGUGAAAUGUUAAACUUAAACAGAAUAAAUUUUAUUACAUCAUUUAAUAGUACCUAUAUUUUAAAAUGUAUGACUAUGGAAUUUUGUAACAGUAGAAAUGAACAUUAAUUUAUAAACCAAGGCCUAUGCCUAUUAAUGCUUUAAUUUGGUUAAUAUUAAAACAAGUGUCUCAAUAUGAUUAAAUAACAGACAGAAUUUUAACUCUGUAUUUUAUGCCUAUGAAAGACUUGUUCAUUAAGUUUAAAACUUGUUUUGUAUUUAUUUACUACAGCUAUUUAAAAUUAAAGACAGUUUCUGACUAUAUUAUAUUAUUAUUGGCACCUGUUGUAAGAUUUAUAAUAAUUUAUUUAUUCUAACUCUAAUCCUGGAAUUAUUCAAUUACUUGUUUUAAGAAUUGGAUUAAGAUUAAACGAAACAAUAUUUAAAUUUAACUACUUUAAUGUACAUCAGGCCUGAUUGUAGAGUAUUCUUUUAAAAAAUUUGUUAAUAAAUAUUCAUAUUUUGAUAAACUUUUUCUCUAAUAUAAAGGUUGAGAUUGCUGUAGAAAUUGGUGAUAAGUCAAUUAAGUCAUGGAGCAAGUAUUCGCAGAGGCAGAAAUCAACACCCAAAUCAGAAUCGGCAGGAAAAGCCAAUGAAAAGGUAAUAAUUUUUGUAACUUAAGAUAAUGUUAAUUUUUUUUUUUAUAUUCUGUUGCUGCAUGCGUUUUUUUUGGAUAUAAUUAGAUAUUAAAUGAAAUAUCUUUAGUUUUAUUAUGACAUUCAUUCAUGGUAUAAACUUAUUUCUGUCAUUGCAUUGUUGAAUUCUGGAUUAACUGAGUGCUCAGAGAGCUCUUUAUACUUAAGCUUUUGUAAAAUCAUUCUGGCUACUUACAUAAACAAAUAGUUUAAGUGUAAACAAUAUUUGUCUUUGACUUUUACAUAAAUCAUCUUAUUUUAAACUGAAGGGGACAGGCGAAGUUACAGAAGAGUCUACACCUGCGAAACCAGGGUUUGUGAUCAAAAUGAAAGGUUUAUCUGGAUUUUACACAGAGGUAUGAGUCUUCCCUUUUUUUAAAGUGUAUACAGUGGGAUUUUUUUUAUACAUGUAUUAUUGUUUUUUCUUUCAUAUUAGCAUUAAAUUUUUAGAUUUAAAAUUAUUCAUAUCAUAUUGUCAUAUGUGGCCAAAAGUUUAUGCAAUUCACUUCACUCCAUUUAAUCAUGAACUUCAAAAACUCUGUCAGAGAAAACUGAGAUGGAAAACAAUUCAUAUAUUCAGUUGUGUAUUUUUUUUUCAGACAUUUUUCUCAAAUAUGCCAUGUACUGUUCUUGUAAUGACUUUCAGAAAACGGUCCAAGAAUUUUUCAAACCAAUAAAGUUAAAAGCCAUACGAAUACCCAGGAAUGCUCAAAAGAAACCUAUUGGUAAUGUCAUUUUUUUUGGGGGGGGGGGAGGGGGGGAUUAUUCAUAUUUUAAAAAAAAUGUUCCUGCAAGUUUUUUUAUUCAUUAGGAGCUUAUGACUUAAUGUAUACGUUGUCGUGGUAACCUCUAUAAAAAGGAUUCUUUUUCCUUAGGUGUGGCUUUUGUUGAAUUUGGUUCUGAGAAAGAGCAGGAGCAAGGAAUGGGAAGAAAUAAGAACUUUUUAAGUAAGUUCUGUACACACAUCUCUUGAUGAAUUUUCAUUCAUUGUAACAGUUGCAUAAAAUAUAUCAUUUAAUUUAUUCAAAAAAAUGUUCAAUGAAAUUUACCUCCAGCAUUCUUGAUGUGGUCUGGGUGGGUUCAAAAAUAAUAAAUGUAUUUAUUUUUUAAUUUAUUUUUUAAAAGCUUUAAAAAUGUGUGUAGCUUCAUCUAUUUCAUCAAUGGCUUCAUCUAUUUCAUCAAUGGCUGCAUACAUUUAAUUCUAAUCACCAGAUGGCAAAAAAAUAUAUUUAAAAAAGUCAACAGAAGAAGUUGCUCCAGAAAAAAAAGUCAUUGCUCCACCUCCUUGGGAACUGAAGGUAAAAAUUAUGAUAUAAAAUAUAAAUAACACUGUUAUUGUUAAAAACUCAAAGUCAAGGGGAAAAAAAUUCCUAGACCUAUCAUCUCCAGAACACACAUGAAUAAUGGUGGGCAUAAUGAUUUGUGAGUGGGUUGGUGAAAGUCAAAGCCUAGGGUAAAAAUUUCAUUGGCAUUAUGCUUAACAUUCCUUAAAAGAAUUUGAUGUUUGUUUCAUGGACCAGUUUUCAAGUUAACAUGUUUUUUAGAUUCUAAAUAAAAUGUCCAUUUAUGUUAGUAUCUUUUUUAUAUAUAUAAAAUUUCUGGCUACUGUAUGUAAUCUUGUACAUUUUAUUUUAUGCUGGGGUUUUACCAAAUAAAAUGAGUAAAACAGAGUAGGGUUAAACCUGAAAAAAUAAACGUAACAAAACAAUGAACGUGUUGGCAGAAAGCCUUCGUCAGCGAACAAAACAACAGACAAAACAGUCUAAAAAUAAGAAAUAGCACUUAGCUGGUAAGUAGUAUCUGUGGGCAGCAAUAGAAGUGUGGCAGAAGGAAAAUGAGUGAGAGUUUAAAUAAGCAGCGGCAAAAAAAAGGGGGGAGAAAAAUGUUCACUGUGAUAGGUCAGAACGUGAAGGGGCGGAGCUAGGGUCAAGCUGUGAACAGAGACAUAACAUUAAUACCAUCUGGCGUCAAAGUGCCGUUUUACCAGGUGAAAAAUUUCUGUGGGAUUCAGUUUUGAUUAUUUGUGCAGGCAUUUGCCUAAUCCGAAUACAUUUCACUGGUGCAAUGCUAGGCUCUGGGUGAAAUUUAACUCAAAAAUAUACACUUAACGUAACCACAUUAUGUCCCUCCAUGAGUUAUGACACAGUUUGUUCGCCUGGCCGCUCCAUUUAAUAAUUCUUAUAACUUUAUACUAUUAUUAUUCCUUAAAAAAGACUUUAAAAUUUAACGCAAGAGCUUCUCUUAUGUAUUGCAUUUUAUCAGACUGGGCUCAUUAACUCUUAGGCCUUGGAAUAGUCUUUGAGAGACUUCUGGUUUGAGCGAUAGAACUCCUAAAUUGUUUGCAUGUUUUGUUACCCAUUGAGGUCAUGAGCCAGGCACACAGUAUCUAUGGAAUUAGAAGCGAACUAUUUAAUGAUUUCUCUUUAUGUAAAUUUAUAUCAUUGUUCGAAUUCAAAAUAUGCGUUAAAAAAUUUCAAGUGUUGAAACAUGUCUGUCCUUUUUGAAAUUUAAUUCUGAAAAUAGUAAAUGAGGACCAUGUAAUUUUAAUGUGCCACUUUAUUUAUCAGUUGUGAACUAUUGUAAAAUCAGAAAGAGUAAAUGAACCUGGAUUUCAUGUAGGAGUGUGGCACUUUUUGUUUUAAUAUAGAAUAUAUUCAGCUCUGCUUCCUCUAAGAAGAAAUUUAACGUUCUUAAUUUUGUGUUUUCACAUUUGACCUACAGGCUAAAGAAUCCAAUCUACAGGAAGUGGAAACCAUUGCUGAUGUAAGUCCAUCAUUUACCUGUCAUUCUGUAUUAUUAUAUAUCAGCUAGAAAACACAAAGAACUUAAAGUGUGCCUUCUAAAUUAUUAAUUAUCAUUGAUAUUAAAUUACAUAAACAAUGCGUUGGUUACGUUUUUUUAAUCUUAUGUCCACACUACUUCAGCAUGAUAUAAAAACAAUAAUUACUUCCUUUUUUUUUUCUUCUAACCAGUCAGGUCGUUUGUUUGUUCGCAAUCUCUGGUUUGGAGUAACAGAACAAGAGCUUGAAGAAGUCUUUGGAAAAUUCGGUCAGCUUUUAAGCUUGGCUUUCUUUAUUUCCUAAUAAGAAAAAUGGAAGAGAGUUGAUUAAAUUUAAGUUAUUUGAAUUUGGAAAACAUUCUUUUAAAACAAAAUACUAAAAAUGGGUGUUGCAAUCCAUGUCUAUGAUGGAUGAGCUGCCAUUGUGAUCUAAACUCUAUACUUAAGGGCAGUUUGAAAUUAGUUGACAUUCAUUUCAACUUAAUUUUAAGCAAAACCCAUUUGAUAUGUGACUAUUAAUAACUUCAUAGAUUAUGUUUCCGUCCUUCGGUUUAUUCUCUACUCCAACUAUUAAAAUAACUUUUUCUCUUAAUUUCAUGCAGGUCCUUUGGCAGAAGUGACGCUCCCUGUGGAUCCCCUGACCAAGAAGGUGAAAGGAUUUGCCCACGUCGUCUUUGUGUUUCCUGAGCACGCCCUCAAGGCCUUCACAGAACUGGACUACACCAGCUUACACGGCCGGCUAAUGCACAUACUACCAGGGAGGGAAGUUAAAGAGGAGGAUGAGUCAAACGGUGGGUUACUCGUUAUCAGAUCAGUGACAGAUUUGGGGGGACAUUACGUAUUGGAAGUUGGGGGGGGGGGGGGCGGUUACAAAGGGAGGUGGUUUUUUUUUUUUGUUUUUUUGGUGGGUUACUCGUUAUCAGAUCAGUGACAGAUUUGGGGGGACAUUACGUAUUGGAAGUUGGGGGGGGGGGGGGCUGUUACUAAGUGAAGUUGGUUUUUUUUGUUGUAUUUUCUGUAUUUGAGAAAUGUUGUCAUAGUUUAAACUGGUCAUACCAGCCAUUUCAAUGUCACACUCCCACCUAUCUGUAAGGGUAACAACAACUACCAAGUCAGUAAUGUAGAGAAAUUAGUUGCUCUUUGUCAAGACUUGAUUCAUCUUCAGGGUGUUAGACUCGGGAUGUGUUGACUAUGAAAAUAUUUCUAUCCCCAAUUAAUUUAUAAGCAUCAAAUUAAAGAUAAACCCUGUUUGCUUUCAGAAAAUUCAUCGUACAAAAAGAAGAAAGAUAAGAAGCAAAAGUCAAAUAGUUCCAGGUGAGUUUUGCAAUAAUAAUAAUAGCUUCUCAAAUUUAAAAAAAAAAUUUCCUCUUUUUUGUGUCAGGUCCUCGAUAAUUUAGAAAGUUUCCAUCAGAGUCAGUAAAUAUUUUAUAAAGCAGUCAGAUAUCCAGGCUGCCAUUUCCUUAAUUAAAUGUUUAAAUUAAUAUUAAGUUUAUAUGCUGUGUAAGUAAACUCUUAACUAUUGCCAUUUGAAUCACGCUUCUGUUUCUGUUCCCUGUCAAUAGAAAGGAUUGCAGACUUUUAAUUUCAUUGUUUCAUUUUUAUUUACUAUUAUUUUGAACAGUUGUUGCUUCUCCUACUAAAAACCUUCAGCAUCUCAUGGUUGACAUAAAUGUCUGCUUUGAUGGUACAUAUAGUCAUUAGUUCAGUUUUAUGUUUGGGGGAAUGGAAUUUACUUUUAAACAAUGUUUGUUAAAACCACUAUAUAAAUUCAACUCUUCCAGCUCCCACAACUGGAACACACUCUUCCUCGGUGCCAAUGCUGUAGCAGAUGCAAUGGCCAAAACAUACAACACUGACAAAAGUAAUAUUCUGGAUGAUGUAAGUCUAUGGUUGUGUCUCAUGCCAACAAGCGGAAGUUAUACUGAUAUCCAUGUGUUCAGGUCAGUUUAAAAAAUCAUAUCUUAUAAGUUUUAUUCCAUUUUUCCAGGACACGAAAGGUAGUUUAGGAGUCCGACUGGCCCUGGGAGAGACACAGAUAGUGGCAGAAACAAGAGAUUUUCUGAUCUCGAACGGGGUCGCCUUGGAUAGUUUUAGCCAGGUGAGUAAACUUUGUUUUACCUAAGUUUAUUGACCUAUCUUUAAUAGUAUUUCAAAUUAUCUAUCUGAUUCCAAAUAAACUUAAAAGCUUUCUCCUAAAUCUCACUUUUCUGGUGUCCCUUUGUUUUUUGAGUUAAGAGAAACAAAAGACUAUACCUAAUAAUGUAUACCCAUUCAACUACACCAUAUUUGAAAAUGAAAAUACAUACCCAUUCAAUUAUACCAUAUUUGAACAUUAAAAUACAUUUGCUAAAGUUUGUCUCUUUAAAAUGUUUUGACUAAUAUAAUGAGAUUUUUUUUUUCUUUUGAAAAUAUAUUUUUUUUUGGCAUAGUUCAAAUAUCUUUAUUUUCCCUUGUUAAAGGCAGCCGGAGAGAGAAGCAAAACAGUCAUCCUGGUGAAAAACCUGCCCUCUAGUGUCACAGUUGACGAGCUCAGGGACAUCUUCAACAAACAUGGAACUGUGAAUCGUGUUGUCAUGCCCCCGUCUGGGAUAACCGCUAUAGUUGAGUAUCUUGAACCUUCCGAGGCAAGGCAGGGAUUCAUGAAGCUGAAUUUUUCAAAGGUGAUUUUUUUUUUUUUUCAUCAUAGAUAAAAUCCCACACUGGCUUAACAGCUGCUUCAGAAAUAUUUUUUUCAACAUAAAUUAAUUGAAAGUUAUGUUGGGUUUUUUUUAGGUUUUUUUUUUUUCCACUUAAAAAUAUUUUAACUUACCAUCUUUCUCUAAGCCCAGAGGAAGUUUCAGCUCAUAAAUCUAUCAACACUGAAACCUGCCACAAUAUAAAAACAUAAGGACCCAUUAAUAAUAUGCAUGAAAUACACCUCAUUUAAAAAUUGAGCAAGCCAAUAGAGUUCAUCGAAGAUAAUGAACAAAAUAGAUAUUCUGACAAAGUUUAAGCAUUCUGAUAAAUUGAAAUAACAUUUUAAAAUGAUGUGCUUAUAAUGCAUAAUGAGUCUUUAUUUUUAUCAAUAGAUCCCUGCAAAACUAGCCACAGUUGUAGCUGAUUUUUUGCAACUGAUAUUCUAUAGCUGUUUAAGAUACUUAUUUGUGAGUUGACCCAAGCUGUGCUGUAAUAGCUUUUGCUUCCAAUGAGGUUUUUAUAAAAAUCUAUUUUUCAGUUCCGCUCUAUCCCACUGUAUCUGGAAUGGGCCCCGAUGGGCAUUUUCAUCCACCCAUCCUCAAAAAGAAAACCUGAUGAGACGCCAGUAAAAGAAAAUAACGCAGGGGAUGAAAAUGAAGAAGAAGGCAAGAAAGAGAUAACAGGAGAAGCAAAACAAGACGAAGUAAAUUUGAUAGCGAAUGUUUUAAAGCGCACAACUUGAUUUGUUCCUCUAAUGGCCUGCGGCUGGUAAUGUCCCCUGAGCAUCAGGCUAAUGUGAUUGUGGGGGCUGAUAUCCUUGUCAUGGCAUUUCUAUGGCCUUGCUUUCUUUUCUCAUUGUUUCUUUGUAGAAUGGGCUCCACAGCUGCUGUUGUUGUAUUUUAUUUUUGGAAAGGUUGGGGGGGGGGGGGGGUUUCCCCAUACUAAUUAUGCUUCUAAGACUGUUAAUGCUCAUGUAGAGCAGGGGCUCCCCAUCUGUGGUCCAUGUCACUUCACUAUCUCAGAAUUUUUCGGCCACCAUUUUCCAACUCUGUUCCUAUUCACUCCCACUUAUAUAAGAGCAAAAAUAAGGUUCAACUAGUGGACGUGGCUGCGACUAUUCUCAGUUGGUGAACUCAAUUAAGUCUUCAAGAUGAGGUAUUUUCAGUACUAUUACUUUUGGCUCUUGCUAAACAAUAUUAUUAAUUUGUAUCUUGUACCAAACAACUGUGUUUUGCAUUUUUGUUUAAACAUAAAUAUCACUUCUUUGUUGUUGUUUUUUUAUAUAUUAUUUUAAUGUUUAUCAGGGAGCCACCUCUGAUGCUGAGCCAGAGGAGGAGGCUACAGUGUUUGUCAAAAACUUGAAUUUCAGCACUACAGAUGAACAGCUCCUAGAGGUAAAUCUCACAUUACACUAUGAACCUGAAAACAAAAUAUUAUUUAACUUCAAUGGGAAAUCAUCUAAUCCUGGUGCAAUAUUGUCUCAUAUAAAAACAACACUCUUCUACUUCUACAUAUUUUUUAUUUAACAUCUUUGUUUAAAUUCAGCACAACAGAUUAACAGCUCCUUGAGGUAAAUCUCACAUUAAAUAAUGAGCCUGGAAACAAAAUAUUAUUUUACUUCAAUGGGGAAAUCAUGUAAUCCUUGGUGCAAUGUUGUCCCAUAUAAAAACAAGACAUUAUUCUACUUCUACGUUUUUUUUUUAUUCAACAUAUUUGUGUCAAUGAUAAGCUUUGCUAAAAAAAAACUGGGUUGUUUUGUUUCACCUUUUUUUUUUUGAGGAUGGUGUAAGUUUUUAUUGAAAACAAUAAAGCUAAAAAGAAGGGGAAAAACACUUAUGCUGGGAAUUUGUUGACUGAAUUCCUCUGCUUGUAAAACUGUGGAGCUAUUAUAAUUUGUCAUAACAAAAAUUCCAUCACAGUUGUAGGUCUUCCAAACUGAAUUAUGUGUAGAAUUGUUGACCAUGACAAACAAGUGGUUCCUUCCCCUGGGGAUCAGUUAUUUCUUGUAAUGCCAUAGUGGUCUCCCUUAGCUGCUUCAUAAUAAGAUUGCUUUACCAGUCCAUCUUUGACCUGUCAAUUAUGUUGUCUGUGAGUUGUGCAAUGUUUGCAUUCUUUCCUGAAAGAAGUGUUGUGCAAUGAGCUUAAGAUAGAAAUAAGUUGGGGGGGGGGGGGGGGGGAAUGUUUAGGAUUGUGUCCAAACCAUUGAUUUUUUUAUCAGUAAAUAGAAUUAAAAUAAAAUGAUCCCAGUCAAUUUAAAAUGGUAUGUUACUCAAUUUUUAUUUCUUAAAUUCAAGUCAAAUAUUAUUUUGUAGCUGACUUUCCUCAUUGUAAGCUCAAAUUUUAUCGUGCCGCUGAAUUUCCUAAUGUUGUGUUUAAGAAUGAUCUGAUCAUGUGCUGAGUUGGUGCCGACAUCUUGUAUAUAUUAUAAUAUUUCAUUUUUUACUAAAGAGUUUUGAAACAUAGUGACCUAUGCUCUGAUCAAAAUUUCUGCCUUCAUCUCUUACUGUGUCUCUUACUGUGUGUGUGUCCCUUACUGUGUUUUUUACGGUGUGUGUGUCUCUUAGUGAGUCUCUUCCUGUGCACUUUAAAAGAUUUCAAAAGAUCAUCUUUAAAAAAAAUUCAGCUGUUUAGAAGCAAGACUUUUGCUAUAUUAUUAUGGGCUUUGAAUAUUAUUGAUUUAUUGCAACAGUUUGCACAACAAGAAGGCUGCCACUUAACUGUCAGUGAGACCAAGCAACUUUGCUGAAAUUAUCAUUUAUAGUUAUAAGCACUCGUAGAGAUGUGUACUGACAAUAUCUUUAGCAUUUUUUUCCACAGCAGCUGGGUGGAAUUUUAUAUGAAAUUUUGUUACGUUAGAAAACAUAUCUUCUUGUUCACAGCAUUUUCAAAAGAUUGACAAAAAAAUUGUUUCUGCAACAGUUUCCAAGAAGAAGGAUCCCAAGAAAUCUGGUAUGUCAGUUUUUAAUAUCUGUUAUUUCAGUGAUAGAUUUAAACCUACUCUGGACCAUCAAAAAUUCUUUUUUGUUAAUUCCCCCCAAAAAAACAUAAAAAUUUUUUUUUUUUUCCUUCAGAAAUUCAGGUUUAAAAAAAUUAUGUAACUUUUUAAAUUUUUUGUUCAUUUAAUUGUUAAACAUGUAACGUCCCAAGUGGAGUUAUGCCCCUUUGCUUAGGCAGCCGGGGAGGGGGGGGGGGGUAAAAACAAAAAUAAUUCUGCUAGAAUAGGUAAAAGAAACAAUGCGUGGUCCAUCACUUUUGAAGUUAUAGCCAGCAAAAACAGUUCCAACUCCCCUAUACCCAAUUUUACCUUUCAAGCUGAUAAAUUUAUAAAUUAAUGUAUAUUUUGUUCCAGGGGAACUGUUAUCCAUGGGUUAUGGUUUUGUACAGUUCAUAAAAAAGGCAGAUGCCAAGGAAGCCCUAAAAGUUCUUCAGAAUUCUGCAUUAGACGGACACAACUUGGAGCUGAAAAUUUCAAAUAGAACUGUCAAGUAAGAGAUCUCUAAUGUUUAAUUCACUUUUCUUUGGUUGAAGCUGGUCUACUCUAAGUGUAUCUCAGUCAGAUUGUCAAUGUGUUUUAUAAUGAGAACCCUUUUGUUAUAUAAAAUGCAAAUAAAGAGAACAUUCCUUUACGUUCCGGAAAUGAAGUCACCUGAAAAUGUUUUCGUUUGUUAUAUGAGGUGAUUUUUGUUUUGGACUUCAGGCAGCUUGUCUACUGGUUAGAUCAGCCCAUUUUGUGUAGUUCUAUAAGUUCCAUGUUGUGUGCCAGGAUGGACCAGUUCUUCUUGCUGCUGACUAUUAAUGUCAAAUUUUCAGCAAUUAGUUGAUUUUUGUGUGAACAUUGUAACCUCCUCCCAGAGAAUACUUGCCUUACACAAUUACUUUACACAAUUGCUUUACACAGUUGCCUUACAUACUAACAAAUUCAUGCCACCUGAUUAUUUAAGCAAUUUAUACUAUUAACAUUUACAGCCAGGUGAAGGGUCGUAAGAAGCAAGAUGAGACCAAGCAAAAAUCCACCAAAAUUCUGGUUCGUAAUAUACCUUUUGAGGCCAAGAAGAGAGAAAUUGAAGAACUGUUCAAGUAAGGGUUUUUUUUUUUUUUUUUUUUGGUGGUUUUUUUUUUUUUUUUUUUUUUUGGUAGUUUUUUUUUUAACAGUAGAAAUUGAUUGUUUUACCAAGAUUGUAUUGUGUGUGUUACCAAUGGAUUGGUUUGCCAAGACCCUAUUUUAUAUGUUACCAUCAGUGGCUUGUGUUCUUACAGGGUGUUUGGUGAGCUCAAGUUUGUGAGACUGCCAAAGAAACUUGGAGGGACGGGACCUCAUAGAGGUUUUGCUUUUGUUGACUUUGUAACAAAACAAGAUGCCCAGGUCAGAUUUAUUUAGUCAUAGUUAAUUAAAAAUAUAUUUAUGUAUAUUUUCUCUUUUAAUUUUUUUUUUUAAGUUGAUUCUAUUUUAAUACUGAGCAUUAAAUCCAAUUAAAUCUCAUAUUAAUAAUACCUUGGAGUCUUCUUUAUUUUUUUUAUGCAAAAAUGAUGUCAUCAAAUGCUUGAUUGCAAUCUCUGGUUAAAUUAAACCGUGCUGAUGUACUCAAUCAUUUUAUUUUCUAAGUAUUACUGUUUUACUAUUCAAAACAAGGAAAACUAUUGAUUUUUUCUUUUCUCUGUGUAAAUUAGUUCUUUUCAUUAGAAACGCUGACCAUUACAUAUUCUGAACAGUAUAUAUCUACUGACUGCUAGGGAUCACUAAGUCAGCUGAUAUUCUCAUUAAUUGUAAAGUUACAAACUGUCAAUCUAAGGUGGCUAAAAAUUAUAAGGUGUGACAAAAUUUCUUUUUUUUUUUUUUUUUUUAAUAUUUUUUUUUUUUUUUUUUUUUUUAAAAUUCUGAUUGUAUUUAACAAUCUGCCUAAUACUAAUACAUAAUAUCAGGGUCAGCAUUACAACAGUUGAGUAUCCAAAUUCGAUAAGGUAUGUAUUGACAGAUAAGAAAUCGGUUUCAAAAAAAGGAAGAAGAAAAUAAUCAAAGUUUACAUCCCUGAGCCGAGUCAAAGCAUAUCUUUGGGACAGUCCUAAUUUUUAACUUUGCUUUUGAUUAAUUCCCUGCCAGAGGGCAUUCAAUGCACUGUGUCACUCGACCCAUCUUUACGGCCGUCGGUUGGUGCUGGAAUGGGCUGAAGUUGAGGAGAGUUUGGAAGACCUACGCAGGAAGACAGCCCAGCACUUUAGUGAUGGUAGGUUCUAAUAUUAAUCUCCCACCAUUUCAGGGAUGGUAUGUUUAAAUUUUAAUGCCCCUCAAUUUCUGUGAUUUGUGAUGGUAGGUUAAAAUUUCAAUUUCCCAUCAUUUCAAUGGUGGUAGGUUUAAAUUUCAAUUCCCCAUCAUUUCUGUGAUGGUAGGUUUAAAUUUCAAGUUUAAAGUCCCCAUCAUUUCAGUUAUGGUAGAUUUUAAUUUCUCAUCAUUUCAGUGAUGCUAGCUUUAAGCAUUGAUGCCCCAUCAUAGUUUUUAAUUAACAUUUCUCUAUUAUCAAGCCAGGCUAAGCAAAUAAUUGUUGCUCAAAUAUAAUCUGUCUACUUGUCAUUCAUGUUGUGUCAUUAAACCUUGAAUCUUGACUCUAAUUCUGAAAUGCAAUGUAAAAUAAAUAUUAUUGUGAUGUAUAUUUUGGAUUUUCUCACAUUACCAAAUCCAAAUUACCAUGUAUCUCUCAUUUACUAUGUGAGAUCCAUUAAUCAGUCUUUACAACUUAUCAUCCGUAAGUCUUGUCAAAAUAAUGCCAACAAAGAAUAUUGUUUCAUUUCAUGGGAGGAUAUUCUUGACUUAGUUUUCACAUACAGCAGGGGUUAUGUUGACAACGCGUUUCAUUAACUUUUCUCAUCAUUUUGUCACAGAUGGUCCCAGGAAGAAGGUGUCAAAAAUGAGCUUGAUGAAUGAGUUGGACAGCUGAGACCAUGAAUAAAAUUGAAAUACUCCUGCAUC
Lymnaea stagnalis (great pond snail) is the source of this 13129-nucleotide messenger RNA. Lineage: Eukaryota; Metazoa; Mollusca; Gastropoda; Lymnaeidae. The record is from the annotation of a GenBank genome assembly.